AUGGACCAUGAAGAAAAUAAUCAGCCGCAGGCGCGACCCCGACAUAAUGUCAACAAGUAUGGUCCAAAAUUGGUCGACAAAACGGAGGAGCUUCAUCAUCGCGCAGUCACUAGCAUGAAGGUCGCUGCAGAGAGCGACGACCAGCCCGCGGGGGGUUUCGACACCACUCCGAUUCCCCACGCGCCGCCUGGGUACACCCUCAAAUUUUCCUUUCACCGAGGCGACAAUCUUCCAGUUGCUGACUUUGGCACAUUUUCCUCGGACCCAUAUGUGUGGGCACAGCUGCUAGUCGACCUCCCAAAACGGCACAAACAGAACCCGGAGCUGUGCUUUCGAACGCCAACGGUGCGCAAAGACACGAACCCGACAUGGAACAGCGAGUGGAUUGUCGCCAACGUCCCAGCCUCCGGGUUCGAGCUGAAAUGCUGCGUGUAUGACGAGGACGCAGCGGACCAUGAUGAUAGGCUGGGAAAUGCAUAUGUGGAGGUCGGUUCGAUUUCGGAAGGCUGGCCUGGGAUUAAAGAGCAGCGGUUCAAAGUCAAGAAGCGAAAGGCUAGCAAGCGCGUCUAUGUCUUUGGGAACCUCGCUGCCUUAGCCUCGCGACGUCACGAUCCCGGCGCGUAUAUUAUUGUCAGUGUUGAAUGUCUGGGGAAGACCCCCGGUAAUGAGGGUGGACGCAUGUACACUCUUGGGCCCAACUACUGGUUCAAACACUUUUCGCCUCUGAUCGGUCGACUGGCCGGGACGAAAGAUGAGAUCCAGACUCAAAAUGGCAAAAAGGCAGUGAGCCGUUACAAUUUCCAAGCCAUUCAGAUACAGCUGACAGGACCCGUUCCGGCAAAGCUCUACCAUCGUUAUGUCGAGUUCAAACCAUUCGUGGCGGGAAUGUUCACCUCGAAGAGUUUGCGGGGGCGGAUUCUCAACCGUGCCCUACAUCAUCAGCAUGACCGGAUCUACAAUUUUGACCGAACAACCUUGGACGGCCAAUUUUCUUGCCCCUGUGUUGAACUUACUCAGAAAUUCCUGGAAUUUGUUCAUUACGGCGAAGGCGGGCGGAUAUUCACCUAUGUUCUGACUCUUGAUGGACAGUUCCGCUUCACGGAGACGGGCAAGGAGUUUGGCAUUGACCUACUGAGCAAGCACACGAUGCAUAGUAAUGUCUCAAUAUACAUAGCAUAUUCUGGCGAGUUUUUCCUUCGUCGGCGCAAGCACCGUCAUCGACGCCGUUCCCAUGUUACAGAACAGUCGGAGAAUGAGAUUCCUGUCGAGGAGCCUGCCGAGGAUAUAAUGCCUGAAGCCUCCACUGACCCUUCUGAUUACGAACUUUUUAUCGACAAUGAUAGCGGAACUUAUCGCCCUAAUGGUCAAUAUUUGCAUUUGCUGAAGGAGUUCAUUGCGGUAAACCUUCCCGGUCUCCACGUUACCACAUUGGAUUCUCAAGAGGAUGCUGAACGGAUGGGAACAUUGAAAGACGAGCAAAGAGAGUGUAAGACGAGUGAGGGCCGCCAAAUGACAUAUCUUCAGCAGAGCAGCACCUCCUCUCUUUCUCUGUCCAUCUCCAGCUCCGAUGAGGAAGAACUUGAUGAACGGAGCGGCCGGAGGACCAAACAUCGAGGAGAAUUCGCUCAAAGGGUACAUGAGAUGCGCGACGUGAAAGGUCAGGUAAUGAGGUGGGCGCAAGAUGGACACCACGAUGGGCACCACGGCAAUUUGAAAACCCACCUGCAUCCAAGAAAACAUCCAGCCUCUAAGGACCCAAAUUCAUCCAAGUGCGCCGAAGAGCCCAGCCACCCCCAACAAUCAAAUUGA
Molecule: messenger RNA, 1809 nt
Organism: Aspergillus wentii DTO 134E9
Lineage: Eukaryota; Fungi; Ascomycota; Eurotiomycetes; Eurotiales; Aspergillaceae
Product: C2 domain protein
Exons: 2
Coding region: 1-1809 (602 amino acids)
Biological process (GO): positive regulation of gene expression
Source: RefSeq, a predicted model, not a curated record